AUGACUCUUCUCGUUUGCCAUUAUUGUGGAGGUUUGAUCGCUCAGGAAAGUUUGCAAGCCCAUCUGGUGCAGUGCUCCUCGGAGUGGCAUACAAGGCAAAAACAAUUGAUCCCAGAGUUGCAGAGAGCAUAUCCUCCAAGGGAUGUUCCGAACAUGCUGUAUCCUUCUUCCGAAUCAGACAAAAAAGCAAUUGAAAAGUACAAUUCUUUUGCAAAAGCACUGUAUUUGCAGGACAGUUUAAAUCCUUGUCCUUCAUGUUUGCAUUUGUUUCCAGCCCAAGAGUUGGGAGCACAUUUUAUUUCAUGCAAUAACACUCCACAAAAAGAAACACCAAUGAUAAAACCUCAACGAUCUGUUUCACCAGAAAAGCCAAAAUAUUCACCCGAUCGAUCCAAAGAAAAGUUUGAAGCCUUAUCGUCUCAGCAUUCUGGAAAAAAUGUUGCGAGAUCACAUCAGCCAAGCACGAAUGUUCAUUCCUCACAAAUCGAUCAGUUUUUACCAACUCGAGAAACAAAUGUGCCAGCAAGCGUCGACAAAAGAAAAGUUCCCACUCGAGAUUUAAAUGGAAAACCAAUUGCUUACUGCUGUCAUUUAUGUGGAGGGGAAUAUCUAAAUGUUGGAUCAUUGACAUUUCACAUUCCUAAAUGUCUUGAGAAACGGAUUACCUCACAAAAAGAGCUUCCAAAGGAAUACAGAACUAAGGCUCCUCACGCUCCAACUGUGCCCAUUCCAGAGGACCGUUUAGCUGAAGAUUUUUUGUAUCGUCUUGAGGAAUAUAAUCAACAGGCUUACCGAAUUUAUGAGCAAAGUUCAAGAGUUCAAUGUAAAUAUUGUGGAAGGAAAUUUAACCCUGAAAGUUUGAUGGUACAUGUUCGAGCUUGUGAAAAAGCUCAAGAAAAACAGAACAACGUGACACCAUUCACCUCUCCAAUGAGCACUGGAUCUUCCAUCAAUAUGAACAACACUCCUGUUGGAGGCCAUAAACCAAAUGGCUCUCUCGCUUCAGGAAAUUACGUAGAGAUUGAACGUGCAGAAUGCUCGAAAUGUGGCAGAAAGUUUGCAUUAGAUCGACUGCCUAUCCAUGAGAGCAGUUGCAAGGGAAUUGGUUUGAAAAAGGAGAACAAUCCUCCAGCGAGCAAAAUUCUGACAGAACGAGCCAAGAAUUUUGGAAUUGAGCAUGACAAGCCUAAAACAACCAGCGAGAGUGUUUCUUUGUCCACACCUCCGUCAUUUAGUACAGCCAUGUUUAGACAAUCUCUUCAUGCAGACGACGAUCGAGUUGCGUGCCCAAACUGUAAUCGCAAAUUCAACCCUGAUCGAAUUGAGAAACAUGUUUCGGUUUGCAAAGCAAGAGUUUAUUAG
Messenger RNA from Naegleria fowleri, 1362 nucleotides. RefSeq lists its product as uncharacterized. NCBI's taxonomy places the organism in Eukaryota, Heterolobosea, Eutetramitea, Acrasida, Naegleriidae. Bases 1 to 1362 code for a protein of 453 amino acids. The transcript has a single exon. The record is from RefSeq and is a predicted model, not a curated record.